Messenger RNA from Salvia splendens (bonfire salvia), 1944 nucleotides. Its product is annotated as transcription factor TCP14. Lineage: Eukaryota; Viridiplantae; Streptophyta; Magnoliopsida; Lamiales; Lamiaceae. The transcript is spliced from 2 exons. Gene Ontology annotation, molecular function: DNA-binding transcription factor activity; sequence-specific DNA binding. Gene Ontology annotation, cellular component: nucleus. The record is from RefSeq and is a predicted model, not a curated record. Bases 232 to 1365 code for a protein of 377 amino acids.
UGUUGCUUAAAGCUUGUCCUCAUCUCUUCUCCCUCUUUCUCCCUCCAUUGUUGAAGAGGAAUUGCUUCACAAAAGAGAGAAAAUAUAAUUCUUCUUAUGUCACACACACACACACAUUAAAUAAAAUUAAGUUCUACUUCAAUUCAUUUUUCAAGAAGGUUUUUCAAGAAGUGGGGUUAUAGUUAUACUAUUAAAAAAAAUCAUGUUUUGUUACUAUACCUAAAUGUGAUCAUGGAAGGAGGUGAUGAUCAUUUCCACCUCCACCACGACCACGACCACCACCACAGCCGCCUCAAUUUCCCGUUCCAAUUACUCGAAAAGAAGGAAGAUGAAUCGACUAGCUCCCCCUACCCCUCCCUCGCCAUCUCGGUCUCGGCCCCCUCAAACCCUAAUUACAACUGCUCCGCCUCUGCCUCUUCGCUCCAGAUCAUCACGGCCGCCUCCGAGGCUGCCAAGAAGCCUCCACCUAAGCGCACCUCCACGAAGGACCGCCACACGAAGGUGGACGGCCGUGGCCGCCGCAUCCGGAUGCCGGCCCUAUGCGCGGCUAGGGUUUUCCAGCUGACGCGGGAGCUCGGCCACAAAUCGGACGGAGAGACCAUCGAGUGGCUCCUCCAGCAGGCCGAGCCGUCCGUGAUCGCGGCCACGGGCACCGGCACCAUCCCGGCCAACUUCACCUCGCUAAACAUCUCCCUCCGCAGCUCCGGCUCCAGCAUGUCGGUGCCGUCCCAGCUCAGGUCCACCUACUUCAACCCUACCUACGCCAUGUCGCCGUCGCCGUCGCCGCUACACCACCGCCGCGGAAGCCUCUUCCCCGGCGAUCCCUCCCCCUCCUCCGCCGCGAUCCUCAAUUUUCCGGCGGCCGGCGGAGUCCUGAACCCUAGCUUUAUGAUGCCGGCGAAGCAGGAAGCGCGGGAAAAUUCGAUUGAUUUGGGGGAAAUGGAAGACGGUGGCGGCAUGGGGCGGAAACGGAGGGCGGAGCAGGAGCAGGAUUACCUGCUGCAGUCGAGCAACGCCUCCGCCAUGGCGGCGGCGGCGGCGAGCCAAGCCGCCGCGCCGGCGAAUUUCUGGAUGGUGGCGAAUUCGAGCAACAUGGCCGGAUUCGAUCCGAUUUGGACGUUUCCGAGCGCCAACAGCAGCAGCGCCGCCGCAGCCGCCGCGUUGUAUCGAGGCAGCGCUUCGAGCGGCUUGCAUUUCAUGAACUUUCCCGGGCCAAUCACGCUGCUACCGAGCCAGCAAUUGAGCGGAGGGGAGGGGCAAUUGGGUGUGCUGGGCGGAUUGAGUCAUUAUCGGGGCGGAGGAAUGUCGGAUCCUCAGGCGAGUGGGUCCCACGGCGGCGGCGACGACAGUAGCCACCACUCGUGAGGUGGAGAUAUGUAAAACACAUGCACGUGAGACGUGAGGCAAGGAUACCGCCAUCCAAGAGGUCAUGAGUUCGAAUCCUGGAUGGCGCAACUUGGGAUUAAUUUCUCCUGUGGGCCUUUGGGCUUGGCAAGCUUGCAGACCCGACCCGCUUGAUGGUGAGAAUUUACGGUCCCGACCCCGGCUGCCCCGGACCCGUCGAACGGGGGGCUAGAGAACGAGCCUGAGGAGGUUCUUGCUCACAGGCUGGUGCGUGGCUGCAUGUGUCAGGGCUAGUCUUCGAGCCAUGAGGGGCUGUGUGUCAGGGUUAGCUCGCUUGCCGAAUGUAUCACGAACUCCGAUAUGUGUGUGGGUGUGUACCUGUGUGUGUGUGUGUUAAAAAAAAGCUAGUAGGAGUAUAUAGUAAAUUUUCUAAUAUUUCCCACAUUGCAUAGUCUUGGAUUUAUUUUCAGUAGUAGUACUUUAAUUGCUAAUAGCCUAAUAGUGUGCUAUGGAAAAUGAAAGUGUGACAUAACAACACAUGUUUGCAUAGCAUGGGAAACCAAUCUCUAUGUGAUUAAAUCUUAGUGUCCUUUUAUAUUU